Messenger RNA from Lentinula edodes (shiitake mushroom), 1267 nucleotides. RefSeq lists its product as uncharacterized. The transcript has 2 exons. The record is from RefSeq and is a predicted model, not a curated record. Bases 216 to 1073 code for a protein of 285 amino acids. Lineage: Eukaryota; Fungi; Basidiomycota; Agaricomycetes; Agaricales; Omphalotaceae.
CGCAAAGCCAGGCUGACUGAUGGGCAACUUUCGAGAAUCUGAAAAUUUACUCGAUUUACCAAAGAUAACUUUACAGGCGGCCUCUUCCUCGUUUAUCGCGCGCUUGCUGGAUUGGAAAUACCAGAAGAUCUUCCUGAGUCUUUUGCGACCGCGUUUUCUGCUCGGAACCAAUCCACUGGUGAGUUACUGUUUGUGGUUGGGGCAAGUGCACUUCAAUGAUCGUCGUUGACGAAGAUCCGUUUGACCAUGAGGUAUCAUCCUCGUCAUCAGCUCCAGUUGAGGAGGACGAAGUUGGGAGUCUCUAUGCUCAAAUACGUACUCUUCAGGAUGCUCUCACAACAGUCAGUCAGGAGAACGAAGAUCUGCGUUCUUCAGUACAGACCUUAAACCAACUAUCACGCCAUCAUACUGUAUCUCUCAACCGCAUGUCACGCAAUGUCGAUAACGGUCUGGUAGAAAUUGCGCGGCUGCAGUCCGAGUUACUGGAUAAGAACAGUGUCUUGACUCGCUUACCUGCUUCGCUGAGGCUUACUGAAGAUCUCAGCAGGGAAAAUACAGUACUUCGAUUGCAAAUUGAAGAGCUGACGUCCCGUCUCGAAAUCUCUCAUGGUGACGUGGCAGCCCAGGAGUUGAUUGCUGAAGAACUCACCAGAGAAACCGAACGGCUCAAACAACAACUCGAUAAUCUUCGAGAAGCGUCUACACAUGUACCCUCUGUUGCGGGCGAUGAAGAACUUCAAAACCUAAUCAACGAAGAUCUGUCUCGCGAGAAUCGCCAACUGCGUAAUCAAGCGAGUGAACUGCAAGAGACUUUGUCGCAGCUUCAAAUACCCAAUGACGAGUUGGAUUCACUGAAAGGAAUUACUCGGGUGUUAACUCGAGAGAAUAAACGCCUCCAACGGCGAGUCCGGGAGAUGGAGAGUUUGUCCACCGCCCAGGAAGGGAUGAGACAACAAGUAGAGCAAUUGAAUAGGGAUAAUGAGCGUCUCCGGCGUGAGCUGGCGCAGGUGAGAAGACCGCGCCAAAACACCACUGAUGUACCCCCUCCAGCUUACGAGGAUAUUGGUCAUUGAUUUCGACACUCGAUGCUUGUUGGUAUAUCCGACAUGUCCCAGGAGGACUCCUUCAUGUUCUAUCUGUUUGCAAUACGGUAAUAUUAGAACGGACGAUUGAUAUAAUUUUCAACACACUGGAAAAGUGUCUUGAAAAACGCUCUGCUUCAUCAUUAUCAAUUGGAAAAGCAUGGAUCUAAAAUGGACAAGAAUAU